CCAACAUGGAGAAAAGCAUGCAGUGUUCUAAGGGAUAAGAUGCUGUGUUCAUUGGAACAGAAGAAUACGCUCCUUCUGUGUAGCUAAAUAUAGAGAGCCCAUCACUGAAGAGGUAAACCAAAGAUUUGAUAAAACUAAACCUCGUAUGACAUUUCCACCAUAUGCUCAAGCGGCGUAUGUACACUCAACUCUAACCCACCAGUAGAACAAGUAUAACCAGUCACAUUCCCUAGAAAAGUCAGAAGAAGCCCAUAAUAUGCUUUUUCUGGGGGGGGAAAAAAAAAGAUUAAAAUAGAUGUAAAGAAAACAGUCAUAUCUACUUUAUACUAUAUUAUAUUUUUUUAUAUAUCAUUAUUGUGUAUUAUAUAUUUUGUAUAUACAUGUAUCUAUACAUACAUAUACAUAAAUGUAUUUAUUUCAUAUAUAAAUACAUAUAAAUUAAAAUGUUCAUAUAGACCUCCUGAGAGGUAAAGAUUUGUAGCCAAAACUUGCAAAAUGGAACAAACGAAAGGGUACGGCGAAUGCCAAUGGUAUGAAGCGGAAGCAUUUCCAGCCUCCCCCCUCUGCUCAACUUGAGAUGCGCCAUCCAAACUGUCUACAUGUUGAAACAGGUCUAGUGGGCAAAGUCCCUGGUGUUCUGUCCUUCCGUCAGAGAGUGGAGUAGUUUCAUCCACAGCAUACAUAUUGUACGAGUCCAACGCCAUGACGUUCUGGAAAAGGUAAAAUUACGGAGGCAGUAAAAGGAUCAGCGGUUGCCAGGGGUUAAGGUGGGAAGAGGGAUGAAGAGGCAAAGCACAGAAGGUAUUUAGGGCAGUGAAACUACUCUUUAUGAUACUCUAAUGGGCGGGGGGCGGGGCGGUACAUGGCAUUGUACCUUGUCCACCCAUGGGAUGUAUAACAGCAAGAAAGAACCCUAAAGCUAACUGUGUGCUUUGGAUGGUACAGAAAGCAAACAGACACAAUCACCAUGCAACAGGUCAGCCACCUGUACACCAGCUACCAGAAGCAAAAAAGAGGCACCAAGCCAGGCAGCUCACACCUCACUAAGAUCCUCCUUCAAAAGGAAUAAGGAAAUACAAGGACAGAGAGGACAUGUUACAUCUGGAACACUCUUGCUUGUUUUUCAGGAGCUGGCUGGCUCUGACAGUCAGUGUGCUUCUGGAUUUGAAGCCCUCAGCUUGCCGCAGUCUAUCUGGUUCCCGUCCAAAUAUCCUUCUUCUGAUGGCAGACGAUCUCGGCAUUGGAGAUGUCGGCUGCUAUGGCAACGACACCAUAAGGACUCCGAACGUUGACCGCCUUGCCGCGGAUGGCGUGAUGCUCACCCAGCACAUCGCCGCGGCUUCUGUGUGCACGCCAAGCAGAGCCGCUUUCCUAACAGGCAGAUACCCUCUCCGAUCAGGUAUGGUGUCCAGUAAUGGUUACCGUGUUCUUCAGUGGACGGGCGUAUCUGGAGGACUUCCACCAAAUGAAACAACUUUUGCAAAAAUAUUGAAAGAUAAAGGCUAUGCCACUGGACUCAUAGGAAAAUGGCAUCUGGGGCUCAACUGUGAGUCCUCCGAUGAUUACUGCCACCACCCGCUCAGCCACGGCUUUGACCAUUUCUACGGAAUGCCGUUUUCCAUGAUGGGAGACUGUGAGCCCGGGGAAAUGUCUGAAAAGCGCGCAGGCUUGGAGCAUAAACUCAACGUGUGCUCGCAUGUCAUGGCGUUGGCCGCCUUUACACUCACCGCUGGGAAACUCACUCGCCUGGUAGCGGGCUCCUGGACUCUGGUCAUCUGCUCAGCCAUUGUGGCCCUACUGUGCCUCACGACCUCCUAUUUCAUGGGUGCCCUGAUUGUUCACGCCGACUGCUUUCUGAUGCGAAAUCACGCCAUCACCGAGCAGCCCAUGUCCCUUCAAAGGACGACGGCUCUUAUACUCAAGGAGGUCUCAUCCUUUGUCAAAAGAAACAAGCAAGGACCUUUCCUCCUCUUCGUGUCCUUUCUACAUGUCCACACCCCUCUCAUCACUACCGAGAACUUCCGAGGGAGGAGUCCCCAUGGGCUGUACGGGGACAACACAGAAGAGAUGGAUUGGAUGGUGGGGCAGAUCCUUGAUACUUUGGACACGGAAGGUUUGACCAAUAGUACCCUCGUUUAUUUUACGUCGGAUCACGGGGGAUCCUUAGAGGCUCAGUUUGGAAACAAUCAAUAUGGUGGCUGGAAUGGGAUAUAUAAAGGUGGCAAAGGCAUGGGCGGCUGGGAAGGUGGGAUCCGGGUCCCAGGGAUACUCCGGUGGCCCGGGGUGCUGCCCGCUGGCCGUCUGAUCCACGAGCCCACCAGCCUGAUGGAUGUCUUCCCCACCGUGGUCCAGCUGGGGGGUGGCCAGGUGCCCCAUGACAGGGUGAUUGACGGCCGGGACCUGCUGCCCUUGCUCCUGGGGACAGCCCAGCACUCGGAGCACGAGUUCCUGAUGCAUUACUGCGAGAGCUUCCUGCACGCAGCCCGGUGGCACCAACGGAACAGAGGGGCAGUGUGGAAAGUCCACUACGUGACCCCGAUGUUCCACCCAGACGGAGCCAGUGCCUGCUACGGGAGAGGGGUCUGCCCAUGCUUUGGGGACAAAGUAGCCCAUCAUGACCCACCCUUGCUGUUUGACCUCUCGAGAGACCCUUCCGAGGCUCAUGCCCUCACGCCAGACACGGAGUCCUCAUUCCAUCAGGUGAUGGAGAGAAUCACAAAGGCCGUGGAGGACCAUCGCCGGACGCUCAGCCCGGUUCCACUGCAGCUGGACAUGCCGGACAACAUCUGGAAGCCGUGGCUCCAGCCCUGCUGUGGUCGGUUCCCCCUCUGCUGGUGCGAUCGGGAAGCUGACCCAUAAUAGCCGCCCGCCGGAGAAAACUAGGUCCCUGCUCCCUAGAGAUCUCCGUUGGGGUCAAAAUAAAAUGGCCUGAAGACAAGCUGUCUGCUUGUGUGGGGCUGAAUCCUUUCACCAACUCUAAAGAGAAAGUGUUACCGAAUUCAGGUUCAGCUUCUCACCGCUCAGGAAUACAAUACUAAAUUGGUACAAACGAACUUAUGUACAAAACAGAAAUAGAGUCACAGACAUAGAAAACAAUAUUUCUGUUACAAGCGGGCAAAGGGGGUGGAGGGAU
Molecule: messenger RNA, 3133 nt
Organism: Delphinapterus leucas (beluga whale)
Lineage: Eukaryota; Metazoa; Chordata; Mammalia; Artiodactyla; Monodontidae
Source: RefSeq, a predicted model, not a curated record